Messenger RNA from Mesocestoides corti, 639 nucleotides. The record is from the annotation of a GenBank genome assembly. Lineage: Eukaryota; Metazoa; Platyhelminthes; Cestoda; Cyclophyllidea; Mesocestoididae.
AUGAAACAGGGCAUUGUCUGUCUUCUUGCACUGUUAUGCUACGCAGCGGCCAGGGUUCCGUCGCAAGACGAGCGCCAUUUGAUUGUGGAAGCACAUAACAAGAUCCGCGGAGGCGUCAGCCCCAGUGCCAGUGACAUGAAAAUGAUGAAAUACUCAACAAAACUGGAAAAAAAGGUAGAAAAGUCUCUGACUGCGUGCGUCUUUGAGGAAUAUAUUGUCACCGCGUACAGUAAUAAGAAAAUACAGAACCUGCGCAUGUUCAUCGACGAAGAGCCUACCUUUGCAAAAAUGAUCUAUGCGUUUGCACAGGAUGCACAGUUUUAUGACUUUGAAAACAAUACGUGUACCAAAGAAUGCAGUGAAUACAAACGGAUUGUAUGGGCCAAUUCCACCAGGGUUGGAUGUGCAAUGCAUAAAUGCGGAGCAUAUGGCCCUAGGCACCAGCACCCUGUCUACACUGUGGUUUGUCAGUACGAUCCAAUAGAUGAAAUUAAGGAGAAGAGACCAUACCAAAAGGGUCCCAGUUGCAGCAAGUGUCCUCCUGGAUACAAGUGUCGUCAGAAUCUGUGUGUCGAAACGCACGAGACAGGAACAGAUGUGGGGAACAGCACUCAGAUAACCACAACCGAUUCGUUGUAA